Drosophila serrata is the source of this 2644-nucleotide messenger RNA. Its product is annotated as dynein regulatory complex protein 1 homolog. Gene Ontology annotation, biological process: axonemal dynein complex assembly; regulation of cilium movement; cilium-dependent cell motility. Lineage: Eukaryota; Metazoa; Arthropoda; Insecta; Diptera; Drosophilidae. Gene Ontology annotation, cellular component: axoneme; axonemal dynein complex. The record is from RefSeq and is a predicted model, not a curated record.
UUGGUAAAUAAUAAACAAAAUGUAUUUCAGAAACUCAGGCGAAACGAUGGCCGUGGCAGCCAAGGCAACGGUGUUGGUCCUUCGAUCAAACUUCCAGUCAACCGAGACCGGGACCGAGCUGGAGGUAAAUCCCAUUGAGAUCGAACAGGUUUUCUCACAACCCAGAUGGAGGAGCUAAAGCUAAAGUACCUGGACAGGACGAGCGACUUCCUCGGGACCAGCAGCAUCGAGGAUAAAGAGGAGGAAGUGGCGGAGCCGGGUCCAAUUGAUAGCUGGGAGUCCUUUAAUGAGCGAGUCGAUGGGCUCAUCCUUAACGAGCACUGCGACAGUUCGGUAAAGAAGCUGGAGGACCGGCGUCUGGAGAUCCUCGACCGGGUUCGCCAGCAGUUCCGUGAACCGGCCAAGGGUUCGGCAACGGAGCACGGACAGGUUCAGAAGGCGCCCAUCGAGCAGCAGCUGGAGGCGUCCGGUCAGGCCCUCGACGAGCUAGUUCGAUUCGGCAACGUUCUGGUUACCAAUGUCCGGGUGGCCAACGAGCGGCGUGAACUCAACCGCCGUCUGUUCGAGGCCACGCAGAAAAGCCGGGUGCAGGCGAAGCUUCAGGCCGAGAGCAUAGAGACGGUAGCCCGGUUUGCCGACAUUAAGGCACGCUGGACGGAGCUGGAGGAGAUCAAUGAACCGAUGAUGCUAUGGGAUCAGAUUGAAGAGCAGAAAAAACGAAUCGCAGCCAUAAUGGCCCGCAAGGACGAGAUGAUUGCUGCCUGCCAGCAGGAGGUGAAUCGCAUGAAUGCCAAGUACGAGUUCGAUCGUGAGCGGCAGUCGCAGGACCUGUGCGGCCUGGUAGAGCGCGUAGACCACCAGGUGGAGACCCUGAAAGAGGCCUACAAGCAGCACCUGCAGCUGCUGCGCCAAACUAUCGAGGAGGAACGCCAGAUCUUUUCCACUGGUGCCGUUGAGAAGUGGCGCACCUUCUUCGAUGCCAUGAAUGCAAAUUUCGAGGAAAAGGCCAACUUGGUGCGUUCGCGGGAGCAGUUCUAUGCCCGCCAGACGCAACAGAUCAACGAGUCGCAGGAGGAGCUGACCAAGAGCACCCGUAUCCGGCUGGAGAAGGAGUGCGAACGCCUGGAGCUCGAGUUGCGUCGAACGCGUGACAACGUGUUGAUGAACUCCGAGAAGCUGGACUACAACUACGAGGUUCUACAGAAACGCAACGAGGAGAACGCUAUCAUCAACGGCCAACAGAAGCGACGGGUGGCCCGCCUCCAGGAAGCUAUUGGGCGCACCAGGCGCGGCCUACGGGGGCACUGCCUUACCGGCAAGCGGAACAUUGCCCGGCUCUCCGCCGACAUCUACAAACUGCACGCCAACAUCAACGACAUGGAGGCGAAGGCGCAUCAGGCGCGAAUCAACAACCGCGAGAAGUUCGAUCGCAUCUGGGACAUUAACUACAGGGAGCUCACCGUCCUGGUGGAACGGAUCUACAGCAUCGAUCGCACCAUUCACGACCAGCAGCUGGCCAUGGCCUGGUCCCGUCCGGUGCCGCCCAUUCCCAAUAUCAACCAGGCGAAGACGAAGCCAAGUAACGUCCUCCAAAAGUUCGACAUGCGCAUAGGGCGGCUGCCUAAGAACCGGGGACUAUCAAGUGGCGGAAGAGGAGGCUCUGGCGGCGGGAAGCAGCAUCGUCCGGAUAUCAAGGAGCUGCCACCGGAUUCUCUACGCCUGAUGCGGACUCUCAUCCGACAGCUUUCCGAUCGCGGUGGCUUUCUAAUUGAGGAUCGACUGCUGGAGAUUCUGGAGCCAUACUCCGAGGAGGACAAGUGCCUGGUGCGCAUUGACAAUAUCUUUGCAGCCUUGCAGAUCCGCCAUCUGCGGGACGUGCAGAAGCUGACCAGUGUGUUCCUGCCGUAUACAUACUGCCCCACCUGCCAGCCGGAGGGCUUGAGUCCACGUAAAUGCGCCGAGGUCUUUUUUAGGGAUCGGAAGCCAGGAUUAGGGCUAGAACUGGAGAGCGAGGAGGAUUCGUCAAAAGAUUGUCCCAAUCACUACCUUGUAAUGGAGCCUGCUCUCUGCCUGCAUGCCAUGAACCUCUUCACCUCCAAGUUGCACCAGCAGAUGCACGAUCAGGAACGCACCGGCGUCAGCAGUCGUCAUGUAGUCACUCCCAUCCAGAUUACGGACACGGAGAUACGCGACUUCUGGCGGCAGUUUGCCGCCUGCUUUCCGCCCGCCAAGCGCAAGCUGUGGAAGACCCUCGAGCAUGGCCUGAAUCACUAUGUGGAGGUCCUCAAGAUGCGCGUGCAGUACGAUGCGGAGGUGGUCUUCCUGCGACGACAGAACGAGGAGCUGCGCCACCUGCUCCAGAAGUUCACCGUACAGCUCUGAGCGGCAGCAAUGGGAAUUUUGUUAUAACGAUUCAUAAUCCAAAUGAAGAUCUCACUUAAUUUCUGUUCAAUUGUGUCGGUAAAUGAAUAUAUAUGCAUAUAUGCACGGGUAAUUGCACCUUAAGUCGUGGCUUUUGACUUGCCCAGUGGCAUAAAUGGGGACUUGGAAGUGUUCCUGUCCCCUGAAGAGGGGAUAAAGAUUAUUCAGAUGCUUUACAUCUUUGAUAAUUAAGAAGCAAUAUCAUGUACAUAUGUAGAUUCUA